GUACUGUCAUGGCGGCUGUCUGCUGGUGACACAAAAACGUUUUGAGUCUGUCGGUUGGGAGCCGCUGUAGGUGUCGGUUUGUUCUGUGAAAAGCUGCGCGGUAGUUUUGGGUCGGAACCACCGGCAACAUGGCGUCCACGGCGGCGGGAAAGCAGCGCAUCCCGAAGGUGGCGAAGGUGAAGAAUAAAGCUCCUGCCGAGGUUCAGAUCACGGCUGAGCAGCUGCUCAGAGAGGCCAAAGAGAGGGAGCUGGAACUGCUGCCUCCACCCCCCAAACAGAAGAUCACCGAUAAGGAGGAGCUGAACGACUACAAGCUGAAGAAGAGGAAGGGCUUUGAAGACAACAUCAGGAAGAAUCGGACCGUCAUCAGUAACUGGAUUAAAUACGCGCAAUGGGAGGAAAGCCUGCAGGAGGUUCAGAGGGCUCGCUCCAUCUACGAGCGAGCGCUGGACGUGGAUCACCGCAACAUCGCUCUGUGGCUGAAGUACGCAGAGAUGGAGAUGAAGAGCCGCCAGGUGAACCACGCUCGCAACAUCUGGGACAGAGCCAUCACCAUCCUCCCCCGGGUCAACCAGUUCUGGUACAAGUACACCUACAUGGAGGAGAUGCUGGGGAACGUGCCGGGCUGCAGGCAGGUGUUUGAGCGCUGGAUGGAGUGGGAGCCUGAAGAACAGGCCUGGCACUCCUACAUCAACUUUGAGCUGCGCUACAAGGAGGUGGACAAAGCCCGCACCAUCUAUGAGCGAUUCGUCAUCGUUCACCCUGAGGUGAAGAACUGGAUCAAGUACGCUCGCUUCGAGGAGAGGCACGGCUACAUCGCCCACAGCAGGAAGGUGUACGAGCGAGCCGUGGAGUUCUUUGGGGAGGAGUACGUGGACGAGAACCUGUUUGUGGCCUUCGCCAGGUUUGAGGAGACCCAGAAGGAGUUCGAGCGCGUCCGGGUCAUCUACAAGUACGCUCUGGACAGGAUCCCCAAACAUCAGGCGCAGGAGCUCUUCAAGAACUACACCAUGUUUGAGAAGAAGUUCGGAGACCGGCGAGGAAUCGAGGACGUGAUCGUCAGCAAGCGGAGGUUUCAGUAUGAGGAGGAAGUGAAGGCCAAUCCACACAACUACGACGCCUGGUUUGAUUACCUGCGGCUGGUGGAGAGCGACGCCGACGCCGACACCGUCAGGGAGGUCUACGAGAGAGCCAUCGCCAACGUGCCGCCCAUCCAGGAGAAGAGGCACUGGAGGCGCUACAUCUACCUGUGGAUCAACUACGCCCUGUACGAGGAGCUGGAGACCAGGGAUCCUGAGCGGACCAGGCAGGUCUACCAGGCGUGUCUGGAGCUCAUCCCCCAUAAAAAGUUCACCUUUGCAAAGAUCUGGCUGCUCUUUGCUCAGUUUGAGAUCCGACAGAAGAACCUGCCGGGAGCCAGAAAGAUCAUGGGCACGGGGAUCGGUAAAUGCCCGAAGAACAAGCUGCUGAAGGGCUACAUCGAGCUGGAGCUGCAGCUGCGUGAGUUCGACCGCUGCAGGAAGCUCUACGAGAAGUACCUGGAGUUCAGCCCGGAGAACUGCACCACCUGGAUCAAGUUCGCCGAGCUGGAGAGCAUCCUGGGCGACGUGGAGCGCGCCCGCGCCAUCUUUGAGCUCGCCAUCAGCCAGCCCCGGCUGGACAUGCCCGAGGUUCUGUGGAAGUCUUACAUCGACUUUGAGAUCGAGCAGGAAGAGUUCGAGAACACGAGGAACCUCUACAAGAGGCUGCUGCAGCGCACGCAGCACGUCAAGGUGUGGAUCAGCUACGCCAAGUUCGAGCUGUCGGUGGACGGGGCGGAGCGGCUGCAGCGGUGCCGGCAGAUCUUCGAGGAGGCCAACAAGAGCAUGAGGAGCUGCGAGGAGAAGGAGGAGCGGCUGAUGCUGCUGGAGUCCUGGAGGGACUUUGAGAAGGAGUUUGGGUCGGACGGAACCAGGGAACGGGUCCGCAAGCUGCUGCCUGAGAAGGUGAAGAAGAGGAGGAAGCUGACGGCCGAGGACGGGUCGGACGCCGGCUGGGAGGAAUACUACGACUACAUCUUCCCCGAGGACGCCGCCAACCAGCCCAACCUCAAGCUGCUCGCCAUGGCCAAGAUGUGGAAGAGGCAGCAGGCGAAGGACGACGACGCCGAGGACAGAGAGAAGCCUCCAGAAAAGCCUCCUGCCGCUGAGGAAGAGGAGGAGGAGGAGGAGGAGGAGGAGGAGAGCUCAGCGCCUCCUGAGACGCAGCCGCAGUCUGAGAGAGACGCUGAGACGGAGAAGACGUACGACGACCGAGACGACAGCAGCAGCAGCAGUGAUGAAGAUGAUGGAGAGAAGAAAGAGAGGAGCAGCAGUGAUGAAGAUGAUGGAGAGAAGAAAGAGAGCAGGAGCAGCAGUGAUGAAGAUGAUGGAGAGAAGAAAGAGAGCAGGAGCGAUGAAGAUGGAGAGAAGAAAGCGAGCAGCAGCAGAGAGGAGGACAAAGAUUGACUCUUCAGCAUCAAUCACAGCUCAGACUCAGUUUUUGUUGUGAAACAAACGUUCUUUAGAUUUACAGCAAACAUUUUCUACGUGCAGCGGUUCUCUCAGAGAGCCUGCGUCUGUUAUUCGAUGUCUUCGGGUCUGACGGGGUGCGGCAGCGGGAUGAUGGACUUCUUCUCCGUGUCUCUGGACAGAGCCUUCCUCAUAUCUGUGGAGGACACCACGGCUCAGUGCUUUAACUGCUGACAAUAAUAAAGAACUAUUUUCUAACGGCU
Messenger RNA from Fundulus heteroclitus (mummichog), 2752 nucleotides. RefSeq names its product crooked neck pre-mRNA splicing factor 1 (gene crnkl1). Gene Ontology annotation, molecular function: protein binding. Bases 129 to 2486 code for a protein of 785 amino acids. The transcript is spliced from 14 exons. The record is from RefSeq and is a predicted model, not a curated record. Gene Ontology annotation, cellular component: post-mRNA release spliceosomal complex; U2-type catalytic step 2 spliceosome; Prp19 complex. NCBI's taxonomy places the organism in Eukaryota, Metazoa, Chordata, Actinopteri, Cyprinodontiformes, Fundulidae. Gene Ontology annotation, biological process: mRNA splicing, via spliceosome; spliceosomal complex assembly.